GCCGCAGCGCGGGACUCUGGGAGCCGCCCCCGCGCCGGCGUCUCCCGGUGCCGCCUGGGUCGCUGGUGAAGCCCACGGCGCGCACCUCUCCCGGACCCUACAGGGUAAAAGAAUGUGACGUUUCAACAUUUGAACCUGAAAUCAGCAUGCAAUUUUCAAGGCGCAUGGAUGAAUGCCAACUUUUACAUUUCCUGUGUGUAUCCUGUGACCAUUCUCUCUGGGAACAUCCUUCAAAGAGUUCAUGCGUCUUACUGAGGACACCUGACCUUUUGAAGCUUCAUAAUUCACACCUAGAUGUCACCAGUCUUUCCCAUGUUAACCGUUCUGACUAUGUUUUAUUAUAUAUGCCUUCGGCGCCGAGCCAGGACAGCUACAAGAGGAGAAAUGAUGAACAGCCAUAGAACUAUAGAAUCAAACAGCCGGACUUCCCCUCUCCACGCAGAGGUGGUCCAGUAUGCCAGAGAAGUAGUGGAUUUCAGUUCCCAUUAUGGAAGUGAGAACAGUAUGUCCUAUACCAUGUGGAAUUUGGCAGGUGUACCAAAUGUAUUUCCAAGUUCUGGUGACUUCACUCAGACAGCUGUAUUUCGAACUUACGGAACAUGGUGGGAUCAGUGUCCUAGUGCUUCCUUGCCAUUCAAGAGGACGCCACCUAAUUUUCAAAGCCAAGACUAUGUGGAACUUACUUUUGAACAACAGGUGUAUCCUACAGCCGUUCAUGUUCUGGAAACCUAUCAUCCUGGAGCAGUCAUUAGAAUUCUGGCUUGUUCUGCAAAUCCCUAUUCCCCAAUUCCACCGGCUGAAGUAAGAUGGGAGAUUCUUUGGUCAGAGAGACCGACGAAGGUGAAUGCUUCCCAGGCUCGCCAAUUUAAACCUUGUAUUAAGCAGAUAAAUUUUCCCACAAACCUUAUACGGCUGGAAGUAAAUAGUUCUCUUCUGGAUUAUUACACCGAAUUAGAUGCAGUCGUGUUACAUGGUACGAAGGACAAGCCAGUGCUUUCUCUCAAGACUUCACUUAUUGACAUGAAUGAUCUAGAAGAUGAUGACUAUGAAGAAAAGGACGGUUGUGGAAUGGACAGUCUUAACAAAAAGUUUAGCAGUACUGCCCUCAGGGAAGGGCCAAAUAAUGGAUAUUUUGAUAAACUGCCUUAUGAGCUCAUUCAACUGAUUCUGAACCAUCUUACACUGCCAGACCUGUGUAGACUAGCACAGACUUGCAAACUACUGAACCAGCACUGCUGUGAUCCUCUACAGUACAUCCACCUCAAUCUGCAGCCGUACUGGGCAAAACUAAAUGACACCUCUCUGGAAUUUCUGCAGGCUCGCUGCACCCUUGUUCAGUGGCUCAACUUGUCUUGGACUGGGAACAGGGGCUUCAUCUCUGUUGCAGGAUUCAGCAGGUUUCUAAAGGUUUGUGGAUCUGAAUUAGUGCGCCUGGAAUUAUCCUGUAGCCACUUUCUUAAUGAAACUUGCUUGGAGAUUAUUUCCGAGAUGUGUCCAAAUUUACAGGACUUAAAUCUCUCAUCCUGUGAUAAAUUACCACCUCAAGCUUUCAACCACAUUGCCAAAUUAUGCGGUCUUAGACGACUUGUUCUCUAUAGAACAAAAAUAGAGCAAACAGCACUGCUCAGCAUUUUGAACUUCUGUUCAGAGCUUCAGCACCUUAGUUUGGGCAGUUGUGUAAUGAUUGAAGACUAUGAUGUGAUAGCCAGCAUGAUAGGAGCCAAGUGUAAAAAACUCCGAACUCUGGAUCUGUGGAGGUGUAAGAAUAUUACUGAGAACGGGAUAGCAGAACUGGCUUCUGGGUGUCCGCUUCUGGAGGAACUCGACCUUGGCUGGUGCCCUACACUGCAGAGCAGCACCGGGUGUUUCGCCAGACUGGCACGCCAGCUCCCAAACUUGCAAAAACUCUUUCUUACAGCUAACAGAUCUGUGUGUGACACAGACAUUGAAGAACUGGCAUGUAAUUGUACCCGAUUACGGCAACUGGACAUACUAGCAAGAGCAAGGAAGUAUGGAGAGUUCCAGUCCGACAUGGCAACAUAGGAAGACUCUGAACUCAGCUCCACGGAACACAGCAGUUUAUACCUGCUUAUAGAGCAGUUCCUCCUGAAAGAACUGAGGGAUGACUAAACAGCUUCUGCAAAACCAUAGAAUGGCAAGAGAACAGCAAGAAAAACUGAGACACAGUAACAAAGGGAACCUCCACCUCUGACAAGGCCAACAGCAGUUGGGGGGGGGGUGAGGGGGGGAUAGCACUGAGGAACCAGGAACAGAUCUCUGUCCUUGGGCACAGGAUAAAAGCCUCAGUGGAGAAGAGCAACUAACACAUAAAAGAGACAACAGUAGAACUCUACCAAAUUGCAGAGGGACUGUGGGUUCACUCUCCAGGUCAGAGGGACUGGAGGACAACACAGUUUGUGUUCCCACCCCACCUUAAAAGCCUAGACCCCACAAGGAUCUAGACACCAGCAGGUCUGGUCAUCAGAGUGUACCUGUAACCUCAGCAAGACCAGAGUCCACAGCCCAUGCCAGCCUUGGGGGCAGUGGCACUGGGGCAUAGAAAAUAAACUGGAUUUUUUUGUGC
Molecule: messenger RNA, 2584 nt
Organism: Lynx canadensis (Canada lynx)
Lineage: Eukaryota; Metazoa; Chordata; Mammalia; Carnivora; Felidae
Gene: FBXL4
Product: F-box and leucine rich repeat protein 4
Exons: 9
Coding region: 295-2043 (582 amino acids)
Biological process (GO): SCF-dependent proteasomal ubiquitin-dependent protein catabolic process
Cellular component (GO): SCF ubiquitin ligase complex
Molecular function (GO): protein binding
Source: RefSeq, a predicted model, not a curated record